Naumovozyma dairenensis CBS 421 is the source of this 1296-nucleotide messenger RNA. RefSeq lists its product as uncharacterized. The transcript has a single exon. Lineage: Eukaryota; Fungi; Ascomycota; Saccharomycetes; Saccharomycetales; Saccharomycetaceae. The record is from RefSeq and is a predicted model, not a curated record. The coding region runs from base 1 to 1296 and encodes 431 amino acids.
AUGAAUAUAUACUCUGUCUUCUCAUAUAUCAUCUUACUAACGUUGUGUCAGGCUAUCGAAAUUUCACACGAUGUUUUACAAACAGGGUCAAUCACAUACAAUGAACCGGUUACAAUCGAUGCGGAUAAAUCAUUGAAAAUUACAUCAGGAACCAAUGUCAACUUCAUGGAUUCUUUGGAUGUUGAUGGUAACCUGUGUGUUUCAUCAAAUUAUAUUAAUGUCACUGGGGCUAUCACGAACUCGCACAACAUAUACCUAUACAACCCUGGGACGUAUAGUAAAACUAGUGGAACCAACAUAUCUGCGAAGUCAAUCCUAAACGAAAAGGAGGGACUUUUGACCGUACAAAAUAGUGUGUAUCAAGCCAAUGAACUGUUUGGGGCCUCAGACAGUUUUAUCAAUGAAGGUAUUAUAAAUAUCGAAACAUUUUUCCCCAAUAUGAGUAUUUAUGGGCCAGGAUCCGGUAUUGAAAAUACCGGAACGAUCGCUUUAAGUGGUGGUAACAUUACGCUUUCAAGUUCAGUUACUGGUGGAGGCUGUAUUGCAUUUCUUGGAGGCAUUACUACAUUUUAUCUUGACUCGACGAAGGAAAUAGACCAAACGUUUUGGUUACAAGAAGGGAGGGAGUUCUAUGUUAUUCGUGGUUCAUAUACAAAACCUUUAGUAUUUCGAGGAUUUAAUAAAGGUUCAUCGAUCCGCUAUCAAGGAUCGACUAAAACAAAAAUACAGAAUUGGAAUUAUAAUCCUGCAAAUGGUUCCAUGGUCAUCAAUAUAAGCUCCUCUGGUGCUUCAUCAGAUAUAAUCAAUAUAGAUUUCGGCCCAGGUUAUAACGCAUCACUGUUUACUGUCGGUAUAAACUCGGUAAGUAUUACUGGGAGUGACGGUAUGAUGCAACGUUAUGUGACAGUUAAAUAUAAUGGGGAAACGCCAGAAACUACACUACCUUCUGAAUGUAGGUUACCAAGUAGCAUGGAUUAUGGUCAAUGCUCGGUUCUUCACCUUUCUAGUUCCUCAUCUCUCCCACCACCAUCAUCGUCAUUAUCAUCAUCAUCUUCUUCAUCAAUCAAAGCCACACAAGUUUCAUCUAGUCAAGAGUCCACCCAAGCAUCUUUAAAUGAACAUGAAACAAGCUCGAGAUGUAGUAUUACAAAUACAAAGACUGAAUUUGAAACUACAAUUUACACAACCCAUCGGGAAUACGUUACUGGGACCAAUUCAGUACCAAUCACACUUUAUUCUAAAGUAGUAACAUAUUUUGUUGCUGCAAAUCACACGCAGACAUUGUCGAGCAGCUAG